UUAUAUUAUUUAGAUCUCUUUCAUAUACUAUUAGAAUAAAUUUAAUUAAGAAAACAAUUAUUUUAAAUGAAUUGAACGGCUAUUUUAAAACUAAUACCAUAUCAGCUGUGAUGGGACCGUCCGGUUCGGGAAAGACUACUCUUUUAAAGUGUUUGAGUGCACAAAAUGAUUACUCUUUAGAUACUGAAAGUAAAAUAUAUAUUAAAAAUAGUAAACAUAAGUCAUGUUUUAUAGUACAAGAUAUUAGUGAACACAUCCUAUCGUCACUGACUGUCAGACAAACACUAUUAUAUGCAUCAAAACUGAAGAACUCAUUAAUAAAGGAAACAUUAGAUCAUAACUUAAUAGUCGAUUCAUUGAUGACUGAACUGGGAAUCGAUGACAUCAGACAUAACAGUGUCGACACUUGUAGUGGAGGACAACAGAAACGUAUUGUUAUUGCUUGUGAACUGACAUCUCAUAUAAAACCUGAUCUCAUGUUGAUUGACGAACCGACCUCUGGAUUAGAUAGUAGUGCUGCACAAGUGAUUAUAUCACAUAUGAAACAGUUAUGUCGUAAACAUCAGAUAACUAUAAUUACAUCCAUUCAUCAGCCAAACUACGAGUUGUUUAAUAUGUUUGACAACAUAUAUGUAUUAGGAAAAGAUGGACACGACUUAUAUUUAGGUCAACCACAACAUCUUAAACAAUAUUUGACAGAUUUGAAUAUAUCAUGUGAUGACAAUCAGGUGUCACAUGAAGUGCUACUCAAGAUUGCAUCCGAUGUUAAUCACAACAAUUUCAGAGAACUUCAAUUGUAUUACAAAAACAACAAUAGUUUGCCAUUAGAUGAUAAUCUUAAGCAAAUGAAGUCAAUAAUAAAUAUGAGAAAACAAUUUCAUACAAUAGAUAUCUUCUAUCUAUUGAUGCGAUCUUUAAGUUAUUUAUUCCGUCAUUUAUAUUCUGUGUUAAUCCUCGAAAUUAUUCUAUACAUACUGUUCUCAGUUAUAUUAAAAUUCAAUUUUAAACAAGAGAUUACUGAACCCAAUGGAUGUCGGGAUCCCAAUGCUCUCAUUGACAGCAAUAAUUUUAUAGCAUUUCGUGAAUUGCAUUACAUAUUACAGUUGGCCAGUGAGCUGUCAUUCAUAAGGAUAACAUUUGAAUGCAUAUUAAUAUCCAUCUAUGGUAACUGUGCGGAUGGACAGGUGUCAUCCAUAUUGGAAAUUUGUGACAAUUGUUUUGACAGUCUUCAAGACAAAACAUCAAUCAAUUUUGAAUAG
This is a messenger RNA of Oppia nitens, 1259 nucleotides long. RefSeq names its product ATP-binding cassette sub-family G member 4-like. NCBI's taxonomy places the organism in Eukaryota, Metazoa, Arthropoda, Arachnida, Sarcoptiformes, Oppiidae. The coding region runs from base 111 to 1259 and encodes 382 amino acids. The transcript has 4 exons. The record is from RefSeq and is a predicted model, not a curated record. Gene Ontology annotation, molecular function: ATP hydrolysis activity; ABC-type transporter activity; ATP binding.